AUCAGAGUAAGUUCUUUUGUAGUAGACAUAUAGUAAGUAAUGGCUCAAUUAGGAUAUAAUAUUGGGUUUUUGGCUCUGCUCUUUUUUGCAUGUCUGUGUAAGGGUACAGAGGUUGAUUACAUGCAAAAUGGAAGCUACGUGCCAGGGAAAGUUCAGGCUGGAGAUGUAGAUUUAGUUGAAUUUCCUCUGAACUUAGAGUACUUGGAGGCUGAGUUCUUUCUGUUUGGAGCUCUUGGGUAUGGGCUGGAUAAAGUUGCACCAGAACUGCCUAGUGGAGGACCUUCACCAGUGGGAGGAAUGAAAGCCAAUUUGAGCUCUGUUGUCCAUGAUAUAAUUCUCGAAUUCGCUUACCAGGAGGUUGGUCACCUGAGGGGUAUAAAGGCAACUGUGAAGGGCUUUCCUCGACCUCUACUCAAUCUGAGUGCUGAUGUAUUUGCCAAUGCCGUGGAUGCUGCCUUCGUUACCAAAUUGAACCCGCCAUUCGAUCCUUAUGCCAACUCUCUAAAUUAUCUGCUUGCCAGUUAUUUGAUUCCUUAUGUUGGACUUACAGGCUAUGUUGGCAUCAAUCCUGAUCUCCAAUCUGCAACUGCAAAGCGGCUUGUAGCAGGCCUUCUUGGAGUAGAAUCUGGGCAGGAUGCAGUAAUACGUGCCUUGUUAUACGAGAGGUUGUCUGAGAAGGUGAAGCCAUACCCAUACACAGUGGCAGAAUUCACAGACAAGCUUUCCAUGCUGAGAAACAGACUUGGGCAUACUGUAGAUGUGGAUGAAGGUCUGGUGGUUCCAAUAGAGGAGGGAGCUGAAGGAAAAGUGAGUGGCAACAUCCUCGCAGGUGAUAAGUACUCGCUGGCAUUUUCACGAACCCCUGCUGAAAUCCUGAGGAUUGUUUAUUCCACUGGAAAUGAAUCAAUGCCUGGAGGAUUCUUCCCUCGGGGUGGGGGUGGGAAAAUUGCUCUCUCCUAUCUCAAAUGAGCACACUUCAUCCCCAUCUCUUUCAUAAAAUAAAUGCAUAUUAAACAUUAUGCUCAUUGGUUAGUGUAAGAGGAUUAAGGAAUAAGUCGGGGUUGGACAUGCUUUAUUAGAAUUUUAUUUUAUUUUCAAUAAAAGUGGAUUAUUUCAAUAAAUUUUUUUAUAUGUUUUAUUAGAAUAUUAAAUAAAUUGUAAACAAAAAUAUUUU
Cryptomeria japonica (Japanese cedar) is the source of this 1174-nucleotide messenger RNA. RefSeq names its product ferritin-like catalase Nec2. The record is from RefSeq and is a predicted model, not a curated record. The coding region runs from base 40 to 969 and encodes 309 amino acids. NCBI's taxonomy places the organism in Eukaryota, Viridiplantae, Streptophyta, Pinopsida, Cupressales, Cupressaceae. The transcript is spliced from 3 exons.